Messenger RNA from Mycena citricolor, 2632 nucleotides. The record is from the annotation of a GenBank genome assembly. Lineage: Eukaryota; Fungi; Basidiomycota; Agaricomycetes; Agaricales; Mycenaceae.
AAUUGAAGACCUUAGAUAGAACGCUUUCGACUUCCACGGCUGGAGCCGUUCUUUCUUUUCUCUUGACGACAUAUGGCGAAGCCCAAGCAGCUGGAUACUCGACGCAGGUCCCUCUCGGACCCCCUCGCUGCAGCCCUCCUACCUCCGGCAAAUGAAACUGAAGAAGCACGCGAAUUACGGCUGAAGGCUGCAGACGACGCAAAAAGAGUCAGCGAUGGAAUCGACGAGAUGAUAAGGAAUGAGCGCAGCUCGCGGAAGAAGUCGCGUGCGGAGGUACACGUUCUCCUCUUGGGCCAGUACGUGUUCGUUCUCGUCAUUUCUAAUUCGGGCUGGAUGGUCGUCUCAGGUCCGAGUCGGGCAAGAGCACUUGUAUCAAGCAAUUCCAGCUGUUGCAUACCCCGGCUGCCUUUCACGCGGAACGAAUUGCCUGGCGCGCUGUAAUAUACCUCAACUUAGUCCGGUCUAUACGACAAAUUCUGGACGCGCUUCAACCGGAGACUGAGCUCGAAGAACACGAUGACGGAGAUUCACUUGAGACUGCUUCUGUGAUCAUUUCGUCAAGUGGACGACCUCCGUCUGCCAUACUGGGGACAAAAGUUCCGAACUACGAGCGUUAUCGCCGGCGACUGCAACCUCUCGUAGAACUCGAAGCCCGGCUCAUCCGACUGCUCUCCUCUGCGGAUGAGGAAGAAGCGACUCAUCUUGGACCUCAGCCGGCCCCUCCACUUCAAUCAUACGGCAGCGAUGGCAGGCCGACACCCACGAUCUCUAUCCCUCCUUACAGCCAAUCAGCCAACCCUUCACCGCUCGGUACGUCGGCAUCUUCGUCGCCAACCAGCACAAACGAAGUCAGCGUGCAUACCUCUCGCAACUGGAAAAAGGCGUUUUCUCUUGGUGGCGGGAAAGCAAAGAGUCCGAAAAGCGUGCAUUCGAACGAAGUUGAAGGCUGGUGGGAAGAUCCCACCGAUCCCGUUCACGCUCUGAAUGCCUGCGCUCCUUUCAUGCAAGAAAUGUGGAGAGAUCCUGCUGUCCGCCAGCGGCUUCGAGAGAAACGGUUGCGACUGGAGGAGAGCAGCGGAUUCUAUCUGGACGAGAUCCCUCGGAUCACAGCCAAGAUGUAUAUUCCGACUGACGCCGAUGUUCUCAAGGCCAGACUGAAGACGAUGGGUGUUGUCGAGCACACUUUCCUCAUUUCUGCGGGUAGCAACCGCGGAGUGGAAUGGAAGAUAUACGACGUCGGUGGAGCGCGGAACCAGCGGCAAGCAUGGGCACCAUACUUUGAUGACAUGAAUUGCCUGUUGUUCAUGGUGGCGGCUUCGGCCUUCGAUCAGGUGCUGGCUGAGGAUCCUCGGGUCAAUCGUCUGGAAGAUUCCAUACAGCUAUGGCAGUCGGUCGUGUCCAACAAACUGCUUGCUCAAGUGAACAUCGUGCUCUUCUUGAACAAAUGCGAUCUGCUCCAGGCCAAGCUAGAAGCUGGUGUGCGACUGAGCCAUCAAAUGAUAUCCUACGGUGACCGGCCAAAUGAUUAUGAUUCUGUAUCCAAAUAUUUCCGUAACAAAUUUAGCGCGAUCCACCAUGCGAUGACCCCGAACAAGGAGCGAGAACUGUACAUUCAUCUCACGGCCGUAACUGACACAAGGCGCACUGCUACUAUCAUUUCCAACGUCCGGGAUAUCAUUAUCAAGGGCAAUCUCAGGAACAUGAAGCUCGUAUAACGCAUCAAGAAUCUCGCCACUCUUCCACUCAUUUGGCUAACUCACAAAUCUCCCACUUCUAUUAAUACUGUACAUAUCCCAGUUUUUGCUCGCUUGUCUCUCCGCUUGUGUCCCUUGCUUUCCGCACUGAUGUAUCUUACGCGCAUAUCUGACUACGGGUUCUAAUAGCUAUCUCUGUAUACAUUACCACCAAACCAAUAAUAAUGUCCGGAGAGUUGCAGUUGACCACUUUGCCGAUGCGUGACGUCGAUUGCAAAUGUUUCGUGCUUCCAUCCUGCGUGUAUCUUGCUCCCUGCGUCCAACCACUACCAUCCAUCGCUCUCAAUCGAUUCGCCACUUACGAAACUUGAGAUCCAUGUCGUCGCUCAACAUCGUGUCUACUUCCAACGCACCGGCUGCUGUCGGCCCAUACUCCCAGGCAAUCAAACUGGGCGAUCUGCUCUUCUGCUCGGGGUCCAUCCCUCUCGAACCGACAACGGGCACAGUGGUUGACGGUGGUAUCGUUGAGCAGACCGAGCAAGCAAUGAAGAACAUGACGAGUGUAUUGGAAGCCGCGGGAUCGUCGCUGGACAAGGUGGUGAAAACCACUGUGUUCCUCAAGUCAAUGGACGACUUCGUGGUUAUGAACGGCAUCUAUGCUAAGGUGUUCGGGGACCACAAGCCGGCUCGGUCGUGUGUGGAGGUUGCUCGUUUGCCCAAAGACGUGCUUUUUGAGAUCGAAUGCAUUGCCAGCCUCAAGUAGUCAUGUACAGCUGGAAAAUGUAAUUCAAAUGUAUCAAGUUUACAUCAGCUCGAUAACGUUCUUCAAAGUGGUUUCGUCCAGAAUUUCGAAACCCUUCUCCGGUGUAACCUGGGAUACAUUUGAAUAUGAGAUGACCAGAUACGUUUCGACGCACCUGAGCGACCUGGACAUUGUG